Molecule: messenger RNA, 1970 nt
Organism: Lactuca virosa
Lineage: Eukaryota; Viridiplantae; Streptophyta; Magnoliopsida; Asterales; Asteraceae
Source: the annotation of a GenBank genome assembly
AUGUGUCAGCUAUGUGCUGCAUAUUUUCUUGCAUUAAGAAGGAAGUGUUUUAAUGAGCAACAGCCAAGGAGGGAGCAAGGGUCAACAGGUUCACAGGGAGAUGAUGAGUCAAGAACUAGUAGAAUUGAUGAAAAUGUUCAGGAUAGAUGCAAUCAGGUAGCAGUGGAAGUGAAUCCCAAUGCCCCUCCUCAAGCACCUCCACAACAGCUUCAAGGGUCAUUGGUCCACUGGGAGAGGUUUCUACAUGUUAGAUCCAUUAAGGUCAUGUUGGUUGAAGAUGAUGAUUGUACACGUCACAUUGUAACUGCAUUGCUUCGCAACUGUAAUUAUGAAGUUAUUCAAGCAGGAAUCGGUCUUUUAUGCAAGAUUAUGAGCCACAAGACACGCAAGAAUAUCCCUGUGAUCAUGAUGUCUUCUCAUGAUUCAAUGGGUUUGGUUUUUAAGUGUUUAUCAAAAGGUGCAGUAGACUUUUUAGUGAAGCCUAUUCGGAAAAAUGAGCUUAAAAACCUUUGGCAACACGUAUGGAGGAGGUGUCACAGUUCAAGUGGUAGUGGAAGCGAAAGUGGUACACAGGCUCAAAAAUCUGUAAACUCAAAAAGCAAUGUAAGGUACGAUAACAGUAGCAAAGAUGGGGAUGACAAUGAGAACACCAGUGCCAGUGGUGGUAGUGAUGAUGGUAGUGGCACUCAGAGUUCUUGGACAAAACAUGCUAUUGAACGUGAAAUCCCGGAAUCAGCAAUUCCAUCCAACCAAAUAUCUGAGCAUCCAGACAGCACUUGUGGCAUAGUUAUCCGUUCUCUACAAACUCAACCAAUAAGGGACACCAAUAAUAAUCACAAACCACAACCCUAUACAGAUAACGAUGAAAAUGGCAAAGAGAUUGCAAUAAGCAUGGAAAAUGGGAAAAGUGAAAAGAUUAUGAAUGCCAACGGAAUCCAUGAUUCCAAUGGAGUAGAAAUUGAAGAGCUUGGCACAAAAAGGGCACGUCCUCCAUCUAACAGUGACGAGGAAGAAGUUCAAAAUGGCGGCUGCAGUAUAUUGCAACAUUCAGAGCUUUCAGCCUUCACAAGGUAUAAAACAACCUCAAAUGCUAUAAAGUGUACUCCUGGAAUCAUUGCUAGCUGUUCUCAACCUGAUAAUAGAUCCAACAUCGUGAAGAAAGAAUCCAAACGUGAUGUGCAUUCAGAAGGAUAUCUUAUUUAUCAAGGCUCAAGUGAGCAAGUGAUACCAAAUGACAUGACACCUGGCAAUGUGGUCCAUGAUCAAGAGCUUCACAUCCAUCAUCAUCACCAUGUCCAUCAUUACCAUAACAUAGAAACAGAUGAUCCAUUGCCAAUGUCAAAUGAUGAUGAUGAGGAUGAUGAUGAUGAUGAUGAUGAUGAUGAUGAUUUUGGUCUAACACAAUUGGCUGCAGAUGCCCCACAUUGUGGAUCAUCAAAUAUCAUGGGUGGUGGUAAUGGUAAAGCAGAAGCAGAAGCAGAAGCUAACCUACCAAAUUACAGUUUAAACAAAAGUGCAUCAGGCAGCAGACAUGGAAGCAACGUGCCAAAUGCUGUGAUUUCUGAAGUUGCAAAAUUAGAAAAUGAUGUUUGUUUAGGUGACAAAAAUAAAAUAACAGAUCAUCACAAUGACAAUGACAAUGACAUGUCUGCACAGAGAAAAGCAGCCUUGACUAAGUUUCGCCAAAAAAGAGAACUCAGAUGCUUUCAGAAGAAGGUGAGAUAUCAAAACAGAAAGAGAUUGCGGAGCAAAGGCCACGUGUACGAGGACAAUUUGUGAAGGGAAAAAGUCGCGACAGCUCCACUAAUGCUGCUGAUGGCUAGUUAUCAGGUUGUUUGGUGUAUGUUAAAUACUUAGAAACUUAAAAACAUAAUAAACAUUUAUAACUUGGUUUGCAGAUUUACUGCUAUGUGUAUGAUUUAAUAUAUAUAUAUGUAUAUGGCAAGUUUAGUAUUCUUGAGGGAAAUAGC